Messenger RNA from Klebsormidium nitens, 987 nucleotides. The record is from the annotation of a GenBank genome assembly. Lineage: Eukaryota; Viridiplantae; Streptophyta; Klebsormidiophyceae; Klebsormidiales; Klebsormidiaceae.
ACUUCAAGUUUGAACAGUUCCUUGCGCCAAUCGAAUGCGUUGCGCCCGCGACCAGCCAGGGCAUGGGCGCUGCAGCUGCAGCUAGCAUCUUCGAUUCUUCUCCAAUUGGGUUUCACAAAAACAUAAUUCACUGCCAGGGGCGGUGUCAAUUCCCUGCUGACUUGCUGGUGGCAUCUGUAUCUUCUCAGCGCCUCAAUUUGGUGUAUGUUGCGGUGGCACACGGCAUUGGCCCGAGGCCCGGGCAAUCGCUGAAGUUGUAUAACCUUGUUGAUGAAGCAAUUCCAGUACUGCAAGGCCUGUCGUCGAAGCCACGACCAGCACCGUCAGCACCUCUAUACUAAGAAGCACAUUACCAACAUGGAGGCCUUGCUGGCCAAAGCCCGCAAGAAAUUGAAAGAAGUGCGGCAGUACGUCCGCAGCCCUGCCCUGGUUAGAGAUGCUGACCAGGCCCGGAACCAGCUGUGGUGCAUUUUCUGUGAUGAAGAUGUCAUCGCAGGGUCGUCUACAUUUGCAUGUGAAAACCCCAUCAAGCACCUAGCCAACCAGAGCCAUGUGGAGCAAGUGCGGCUCUUCUUGUUGGCCAAUCUGCUUGACCGCAGCCGUCUCGACGACUUCACCAUCUUGGAGAAAGACUUUUUAAAGUGGGAGACGCAGUCGGCGAAACUACUGCCCCCGCCCCGUCCCAGCCCUGGCAAUCCUCCAAAACCGCCACAUCCGCAUGUCUCUUCUGCUCCUGCGCCCCGUAGCCUCCAGGAAUGGCUCUGCACCAGAGGACACUGGUGGCCCACUACUGAGCAAGAAGGACUCCUCCCAGGACUCUCAGCGACUCCAGAUUGCCCCGUCCCUUUGAUCCUGUUAGGAGACGCCCACGCAUGCCGAGAAAGGGCUGGCUUUCGCCGACCUCGUUUCCGCUGGGCGUUCGCGGACCUGAGUUUUGCUGAACUUACUGGCAACUCGUCUAAAGCAGGUCGCAUCAUUGAAAAUUGA